AUGAUAAAUUACAUUUUAAAAUAUGUAGUAACAGUAGUUAUUAUACUUGAACUUUUUCAAAAAAAUGCAGCAAUAAAAAUUAGGACAUUUCAUGAUUACUUAAAUUUUAUCGAACCAUCUAUUUUAAAAAGCAUUUCUAAGUAUCAAAUAAACACAAAUUUUUGUAUUAUAAGAAAAAGGGAGAAAUGUAAUUAUUUAAAUCUAAACGACCCCGUGAAAGGAGAUUGCACUAUUCCCACAGAGGAAGAGAAUGCUAAUAGGGAGCAGAAAUAUUUAGAAGCAAGAAAUGUAAAUGAUGAGAUUCAGAACGUUAUAAACGGUGAGGAAAAGGGUAAGGAACAGAAUGCAGUGGUUGGUGGGGAAGGGAAUGAGCAAAGUAGUAACGAAGAGAACGACGUACACAACGAACGUCCUCAUAAUAUAGGCAAUGACAGCAUCCCUAGGAACAGUAGCAAGGGAGGUGGUGAGAGCGGAACUGGUCCUUCUUGCGAAACAGGGAAUGGGAUAGAAAAAGAGAAAGUGAAAAGGGAAUACUUAGAUGGUGAAAUAUUAACUGAAGAGGAAAUAAAUGAGCACAUGAAAUUUCAACAAUGGAGUGACAGAUUGCUCCUAUCGAAAGAAGAAAGUACUUAUUAUUACGAUAUUGAAAAUAAUUGCGUAAAUACAAAAUAUUUUGAUAAAAUAAAUCAAGUAAAUAGUACGUUUUAUAAAAAAGAGUCUAUCUUAAAAGACUGUUCAGUAAACUUAAUACCUUUUCAAAAUAAAAGAGAAAGUGCAGAAAUGUGCCAAUCUAUGACAAAAGAUUUUACAAAUGGAAAAUUAAGUUAUUCCAUGUUUCAAGGAGGGAUUAAAAGUACCAAGGGCACAGAUAAAACAAACCCUGUCAAUAGUCAACUACUUGAUAGCUGUCAAACUUCUAACAGUUACAGUGCUGAUAAGAAAGAAAUGAAUAUGGAGAAAGAAGUAAUUUUAAAUAAUGAAGAGAUAGAGCAGUUAUCUGAUAUUAAUUUAAAUAAACGAACAAAUAUUUUUUUCCCCACACAAUCCUUAUUUAGUUCUGUGUACAUAGGUAAAGACGCAUUUAAUGACUUUUUAGAAAAAGGGUUAAAUUCAAUUAAAUUAUGUUUAAAUAAAUAUUUACAUUAUUAUUAUGAACAUAAUUUAAAAUCGAAUUUAGAGGAUAAAAUAUUUCUUAUGUUCAUAUUAAGGUAUAUAAAAAAUUAUUUAUUAAACAUUAUAUAUAGAACGUUUCAUACAAAAUUAAUAAAUGAAGUAGAAAUUGAAAAUGAUUCCAUUAUUUAUCCUAAUAAUAAGAAACUGAUAAACAAUGAAGUGUACUUAGAAUUAGAAGCAGAAUAUGAAGAAAUAGUAAACAUAUUAGAGCAUUUUUUUGACAAAAUUAGAGAUAUGUUUAAAAUAAAUGAGAACGAAUUAAGCGACUAUUUAGCAAAAAAAAGCGAAAUAAUAAAUUAUUCCACCCCAUAUGUAUUAAAAAGUAAUGAGGAAACCGAGAAACAUAUUAAAAAUAUGUGGACAUACUUUAAUUUUAAAAUAUUUAACAAUGCACUUCCAAAUUUUAAUUUGAUUAAUUUUUAUUGGAUAAACGGUAAGGUAGAAAAGUUAUUAAAUAUACCAAAUAUGAAAACAUAUAAAAUUGUUAAUAAAGAUUUUAUGAAUCUACCUAGUAUUUUAUUAUGCACUGCUUUGAAGACUUCUCCUCUUUUGUUAAAUUAUACUAUAUUAAAAAUCAUGUAUGAGUAUAACAGGCUGUUACAAGUGAACAUAUUACCAUUCAAAGAAAUAAAAAAUUACAAUAAAUCAAAAAAAUUUGAUGAAACAAAGCAGAAAGUUAUAAAAUAUGUACAUGGAAUUGCAGGCUUGUUAGACAAUAUAGAUUUUUAUUAUUAUACACCGUAUCUGGGAGACUUAAACUUAACUGACAAGGAAUCAGCAAAGUUUUUUUCUUAUAUAAAAGAUGUUAUUGGAAAUAACAGUAAAAUGUUUUACAGCCUGGAAUAUAAUAAAGAAUUUUCUACUUAUAAUAACAAAAAAGAGAAAGAAACUAGCUUUUCUUCUACUCCUUCUAUGUCUACUUAUGGAGAAAGUUAUUUUCAUAACAGGAAUGUAAAUGCGCAAACUAGUUUUAAUAAUGAAGAGGAGAAUGAGCAUGUGCAUGACUCCGGACCUGUAGGGGGGGGAUCCACCUCGGGGGAGGAGUUACAAUGGGAAAAUGAGGUCAAAAAGGGAGGAUGUGUACCAUCGGAAGGAAUAGCGAAAAGGGAAGAGGCUGAAGCUGUAGCUGCCGAUGAGCUUGAGACUUCAGAAGAGGCCGAAGAUGAGGAUGAUAUAGUUUUCCUCCUUUUGAGGUCUAAAGUUACGAGCGAUAUUAAUAAGGCAAUCCAGAUGGCUACGAAUGUGCACAAAAAGAAAAAUGUGAGCAACUUGUGGGGACAUUCAUACGAUGUAGUUGAUUAUAGUGACCCUACUUCUAUUUCUCCAGAAUUAAGACAAAACAACGAAGACAGAAAAGAGUCCCAAGAAAAAAAGAUAAUACAUGGUAAUCUACAAGACAAAAAUAGUAAUAUCAAACUUCAACGUUUUAGAAUACCACUAAACGAAUUUGCUGGAUCGCUGUUUUUAUGUGAUGUUAACAACUCAACGAAACAUUUAACUCAAGGAAUAGAGAAAUUAAAAGAAUUAAAUGAGUUCGAUUUAACAUAUGUACAUAACGCAUUAGUCCACUGCUGUUUACGAUUUCUAAAUGAUAGUGGAAAUGAAAAUGAAGAUGUAGAUGCUAUGUUGAAAAAAUAUGAAAAAAGUGAAAAAGUAGAAACGACUAAUAAUAUAAUGACAUUACAAAUGAUGGUAGUUAUUGGAGAACUGUUUAGAAAUAUAAGAAAAAUGAGAACAAAGGAAAAAUACUUUUUCAAAAGAAUUAUGCAAACAGAUGUUAUAUCAGAUUUAUAUAAAGACAGUAGUGUUUAUGAUGAAAAUAUGAAUAUUAAUAAAAUGGACUAUGUUAUGAAAAAUUUGGUAAUUCAAUAUCCUUUAAAUAAAAACAUGUUAUUAAAUAAAAAAAAUAGGGAAGAAAUUGCUUAUUAUUUUUUAAACUAUUAUACUAAAUAUAUAUUUCGUUUUGACUUGCCAAAUAAUAUAGUUAUUAAAUUUACUGAUGACAUAUCAGGGUUAAGUUUUUAUGACUAUAAUUUUGAUUAUAUAACAAAUGAUGCUGUUAUAUACAUACAUAACGAUAUAAAUAGCUCCUUAAUUUUAUCUAGAAUUAUUCUAGAUGAGUGCCUAAAUAUAUAUGAGAAAUACACAACAUAUAUUCAUAAAUACGGAGGCAAUUCAGAUGGUUCAACUAUUAAGGAAGCAAAAAGUAAGAUAAAGAAUUAUGGGGAGGGGAACCCGUCCCAAAGACAAGAAGAAAAUGCAUAUAAAAAAAAAGAAAACUGUAGUAAAAAAAGAGGUGAUAAGAAUGGAAGCAGUUUAGGUAUUGAUACAAAACCAAAGAUUGAUGAGGAGGAAAUACUUGAGAAUGAGGACGAGCAGGAAUGUACGGAUACGACACAGUAUGAGGAUUAUACUGAAGAAAAUAUCGAUCCUGCAAAUGUUGACCUAAACAAUGUAAAGGAUCUUACUGGAAGCACAAAGAGUAUUUCAGAGAGUAGUUCAGAGAGCAGUGAAGAAAGCGACUCAAGUGAUGAAGCAAUAGAUGACGAAAAUGUGGACAUAUUUAAUUACUUAAAAAUAAACAAAAUUAAGCAGUUUAUUCGAUUUUUAAUUGAGUAUAACGACUGGCCCUUUUUUUUGGAUGAAACAACAAACUUAGAGAGCUAUUUAAAUUCUGAAGAGUUACACAUGUUUAAAAAUGUGAAGCAUAACAAUAGUUUAAGCAAUUUUUUUGUGACGUUAAAAAAUGGACAUAUUAGUAAACAAAGGAUCAUGAAUAUAAUUGAAAAUAUUAUAAAAAGAGAAGACUGCAAAAGUGUGUGGACCGAUAAAAGAAUUCCUAUUAAACACAUUGCAGCAGCAUUGUUUACAAAUAACUACAUAAAUUUGUUUAAAGUAUUUCAAGGAGGUAUAAAGGAGUUAUUAAAAUUAAAACUGAAUGAAUUAGAUUUUAUUAUGAACAAAUGUAAAUAUGCUUGUGAUAUUAUAUAUUAUAAAAGAUUAGAAGAAAUUAAGUCGUCUAAUAAUAAUUUAAUUUUUACUAUGUAUAAUGAAAAUUUAAGUUCAAUAGAAUAUUAUUUUGAUAAAUUAAAAGAAAAAAUUAUAUUAAUGAGUUUAAUUAAAAAUAAAGAUAUUUUUGGUAUUCUCAUUAAUUUGAUAUCUGAUAUUUUUCCAAAUAAAACAAAAAUUCCAAGCGAAAUAGAAAAGGAAUUAAGUGUAAAAUCGAAAGAUCAAAUUAAUAAAUUAAUUUUUUUAUAUGAUAAGGAAAAAAAAAAAUGUGGUUAUACAACUUCAUUAAAUAGAACAAAUGUAACAUAUAAUCUUUUUCACUUUUUUAAUAAAGAAAUAUUUAAUAACAAACUAAAUAACGUACAAAUAGAAUUUAUAAAAGAUGAUAAAAUAUUAUCCACUCAUGCCAAUUUUGUGAACACGUUUGAAAACUCCAGAAUAUUAAUUAAUGAUAAUAUAUUUUCAAUUAAUAUAUUGUCCAAUGUUCUACUAAAAGAAAUGGCCGAAAUAUAUUACUUUUACAAUGAUAAUAAAAUAGAAAGAGAAAAUAAGUUAUACCUCAAACAUAAUUUCAAGAGUUCCUAUUUACCAGUUGUAUUUAAAUAUUCGAAGAGUUUCCAGGGCGUUAAAAUUAUGCAGCCUUUUGAUUUUAACGAGAGGGAGAUAUAUGGCAAAGCCAGAGAAAGUAGCAUUAACAGGGAUAACCCAUCGAACCUAAAUACAGUCAGCAAUACGAGCAUUGCUAGUAGUAGCGGUGGUACUAAGAGUGAUGGUUUUAGCAGCGGUAGUUAUGCCAGCAGUGAAGGCCCCACUUCGGACAUGAAUAAAAUGUCGCAGAGAGAAUAUUUCGCAGCUGAGAAGGAUAAAUUUGAUAUUGAAAACUUGAUUAGCAAAAUUGCAUCCUAUGAUCAUGAUGAAAUAUUUAAGGAAAUUAUAGAAUUUCGAAAAGCAAAAUACAAUGACAACAUGGAAGUACAGAAGUGUCUGGAGGAGUACCUGUAUACAUAUGAAAAGAUAAAUACAGCAAAGUACUUUUCCCCCGAUGGGAGCAAUCAGAGUGAUGAACAUAAAGAAAAAGGAGAGGACAAAGGCGAAGAAAUAGAUAUGGCUGAAGAAAAAGACAUAGGUAAUAGAAAAGACACAUAUAAUGGAAAAGACAUGAUUAAAGGAAACACCAUGGGCGAAGAUAAAUGUAGUGAGAACGAACAAGAUAGGAAAGAAAAACAAAGUUUAGAUAAUGAACUAUUAUUUGAACCUAAUGAUAUAAAAAACAUUUACCUUAAUUACAUGUAUAAAUAUAUAGAAUAUGUUAUUAAAAAAAAAGAGUUUCCAAUUACUUUUAACGAUGUAAAUGAGGAUUGGAUCAACUGUUUAACUGAAUUAGAAAAUCAGAAAAUUUUGAUGUACUCAACUAAAAAUAAUAGUGGUCAUUUAUAUGAAUUAUUAAUUAAUAGUAAUGCUUGUUCAUCUAAAAGAGCAUUAAGUAUUCUUGAGCAGAGUUUACAAAAAAAUAAAAAUAACGAAUUAACAGAAUCAACUAUUUCUUGUAGUGAAGAUAAUGAUGCUCUUAAAAAUUUCGAUGAAUUUGUUUUAUGGAUGAAUAAAAAUAAAAGAAAAAAUAUUGAAAAAUUAGAUGAGCAAGCACUGUUAAAUGAUACUACAACAUCUGAAGACAUAAAAAAAGACAUAAAAGAAGUUAUAGAUAACUAUAAUACUACUCAUGAUCCACAAGGAGAUAAAAAACUUGAUCCUAAUAAUAUUACUAUUGAUAACAUAAAAGAUUUAAUUAAGAAACACAACGUUUCCAAAGAAGAUAUACAAGCAGCUAUGAGUCAGUUGAACAUGUCCGAUGACUUUGAUGUCGAUUCGUUGUUUAAAUAA
Molecule: messenger RNA, 6063 nt
Organism: Plasmodium malariae
Lineage: Eukaryota; Apicomplexa; Aconoidasida; Haemosporida; Plasmodiidae
Product: conserved Plasmodium protein, unknown function
Exons: 1
Coding region: 1-6063 (2020 amino acids)
Source: RefSeq, a predicted model, not a curated record